CUGAAGCCCCGCCCCUUUGGGCAGAAGGAAGUUUGGCUGAAGUAUAAAAUGAACGGCAGGAGCUUUGGACCGGCAGCACAGCGGGGAGCGAGCUGCUGGUCGGUACCGGAGGCUGAGCCGCGCGUGGACACACGUCACUGACCGCCUUUCAUCUCACCGCCACCCCGGAAAGAGCGCAGCCAUGGCGGGCAGCAGCUCGGAGCAGCGCGCGCUGCAGUACGAACAAACCCUGAUGUAUGGGCGUUACACCCAGGAACUUGGGGAGUACGCUAAAGAGGAGGCGGCGCGGCUGAGGGAGAGCGGUCCCAGGCGGUCCAUCAGCGAACGCAGACGGACUCUGGACCUGCUGGAGUACGACAAGGGGCGCUGCGCCAAGUGCCGCAGGUCAGGGUACCCGUACGUUCUGGAGGCUCCAGCUCAGGACUUUAUCUCUGUCUGCACAGUUCGUUGCCAGAAGUUCCUGAUCUCACGGGUCGGGGAGGACUGGAUCUUCCUGAUCCUGCUGGGACUGGUCAUGGCGCUGGUCAGCUGGGCGGUGGACUUCUGCAUCGCCAUCUGCCUCCAAGCACAGAAGUGGAUGUAUGGUGGUCUGGACAGCAACGUGUUCCUGCAGUACCUGGCCUGGGUCACCUACCCGGUGGUCCUGAUCACCUUCUCUGCUGGCUUCACUCAGAUCUUGGCCCCCCAGGCUGUAGGUUCAGGGAUCCCUGAGAUGAAGACCAUCCUGAGGGGGGUGGUGCUGAAGGAGUACCUCACCUUCAAAACCUUUGUGGCCAAAGUCAUCGGGCUCACCUGCUCCCUGGGCAGCGGCAUGCCUCUGGGCAAGGAGGGUCCCUUCGUUCACAUCGCCAGCCUGUGUGCUGCUCUGCUCAGCAAGUUCAUGUCUCUGUUUGGAGGAAUCUAUGAGAAUGAGUCGAGGAACAUCGAGAUGCUGGCGGCAGCGUGUGCGGUGGGAGUGGGGUGCUGCUUCGCCGCCCCCAUCGGAGGUGUGCUCUUCAGCAUCGAAGUAACUUCCACCUUCUUUGCUGUGAGGAACUACUGGAGAGGAUUCUUUGCUGCCACCUUCAGCGCCUUCAUCUUCAGAGUGCUGGCUGUGUGGAACCGAGACGAAGAAACCAUCACUGCACUUUUCAAAACCCGGUUCCGUUUGGAUUUUCCCUUUGACCUUCAGGAGCUUCCUGCCUUUGCUGUCAUAGGCAUUGCCAGUGGAUUUGGGGGGGCUCUGUUCGUCUACCUGAACCGACUGAUCGUCCAGUUUAUGAGGAAACAAAAGACCAUCAACAAAUUCCUGAUGAAGAAACGGCUGCUGUAUCCUGCUCUGGUCACUUUAGUGGUUUCAACGCUGACGUUUCCCCCUGGAUUUGGACAAUUCAUGGCUGGGAAGCUGACCCAGAGGGAGGCGCUGGUGACUCUGUUGGACAACCGGACGUGGGCCAAACAGGGCGUCGCUGACGGAUUCGACUACAUCGGAAACUCCCAGGCCUGGAAACACCCGCAGGUCAACGUCUUCGUCACUCUGGUCCUCUUCAUCAUCAUGAGGUUCUGGAUGUCUGCCCUGGCCAUCACCAUCCCGGUGCCCUGCGGAGCCUUCAUGCCUGUGUUCGUUAUCGGAGCAGCCUUUGGCCGCCUGGUUGGAGAGAGCAUGGCCGCCUGGUUCCCAGAUGGCAUCCACUCGGACGGCUCCAUCUACCCCAUCGUGCCAGGAGGAUACGCCGUUGUGGGUGCUGCGGCCAUGUCAGGCGCCGUCACCCACACCGUUUCCACGGCGGUCAUCGUGUUCGAGCUGACUGGUCAGAUCUCCCACAUCCUGCCGGUGAUGAUAGCCGUGAUCCUCGCCAACGCCGUGGCUCAGUCUCUGCAGCCGUCGCUCUACGACUCCAUCAUUCGGAUCAAGAAGCUGCCCUACCUCCCAGAGCUGGGCUGGGGUCACCAGGAGAGGUAUAACAUCCGUGUGGAGGACAUCAUGGUACGGGAUGUGCGCUACAUCACGCUGGACUGCUGCUACAGAGACCUGCACAAUGUCCUGAUGUCGGGUCACCUGAAGACUCUGGCCCUGGUGGAAUCUGCUGAGUCCAUGAUCCUGCUGGGCUCAAUAGCGCGCGCUCAGCUGCAGUUGCUGCUCUCCCAGCAGCUGAGUCGCAGCAGACGCAUGGAGUUCAUCAGGGAGCGCGCUGCAGCCGAGAAGAAACACCUGUCAGUGGAGUCCAUCAACGACAGCGAGGACGGCCGCCAGCGGGCCAGCCAGGAAGUCCGCUUCCAGAUCUCCACGGAGGAGUCCUCCACCAGUCCCACCCGCCCAGGCAGCCAGAAGCCCCUUAAACCGGCCCUGAAAAGACCGUCUGUGGUGGAGAGACCCACUGACCUUCCCUCCAGCCCACAGGACCAUUCCGGCACCUUGAAGAGCCUGUUCUGCUCCAGUCCAGACAUAGAAGCUCUAGAGAAAAACAACAACUUGGAGAGUCCCGUGUCUCCUGAGCAAAGGAGGCCGUCCAAACGGGUCCGGAUAUCCGUCGUGGAGCCCCCCCCCAGCCUGAAGGGUUUCUUCUUGGAAGAUGGAGACGUGGAAGACGACAUGACGCUUAGAGAGAUCGCAGAGUGGGAGGAGAAACAACUCGAUGAGCAGGUGGACUUCAGCACCUGCAAGAUUGACCCCGCCCCUUUCCAGCUGGUGGAGCGCACGUCGCUGCAUAAGACUCACACCAUCUUCUCCUUGCUGGGCCUUGACCACGCCUACGUCACCAGCAUCGGGCGCCUCAUCGGGGUGGUUUCCCUGAAGGAGCUCCGUAAAGCCAUCGAGGGCUCAGUGACGGUGAAAGGCGUGAAGGUGCGUCCUCCUCUAGCCAGCUUCAGGGACAGCGGGACCAGCAGCAGCGAGACCGAGGCUACCGAGCUCCACAAGCUGUGGGACCGCCACCGGAGCGUUUCGCUGCCGGGGGACCAAGCCACCUCCGAGUCUGACGAGAAGUCUCCAUGAUAGGAAGCCGAGGACCAGGGAGGAGGAGGAGGAAGAAUGAAGGUCUUUCAUCUCUAAUGCCACAGACAUGCUGAACUCCUCAGGGCGACAAUCCUUAUUAAAGGCCUUCUCUCCACACUCCUGAUCUGCAGCUCCUCCUCCUCCUGCCUCACCAGGGCUUCCUCCAGGAACCUCGUAAUGACCCAGCCAGACACUGCCCCAGCUCUCCAUUUAGCCUUGGGGUCCCACAGCGUCAAGUGUUUGCCAUCGCCAAACCUGGACUUUUUAAAAAGGGAAUAUUUUUCUAGACUUUUAUUUUUAUGCUUGUUUAUGUUCAGAGUCGGAGCCACAGAUCAAGUCUUCCUCCUAAAUCCUGACGACUGCAGCGAUCCUGUAAGGAAUGCCUGAGGAGAGAGGGGAUGAGGGGAGGAAGGAGAGAGGGAAUGAGGGGAGGAAGGAGAGAGGGAAUGAGGGGAGGAAGGAGAGCGUUCAGGAGGUGUAGCUUUAUCUCAUAGUAGUUUUUUUUUACAGCCUUAGAACAAGUUCAGUCUGUGAUCAAACUUCCAUGCGUGACGAGGGAAACGUUUCAGUUCCUUCAUCCUGACCUGCGGCGGCGAGCAGGCGGGCCUGACGACACCAUGAGCUCCUUUACUGUAGCUGUGGGGGAUGAGGAGGGCAGGAAGGAGGAAGGCUCCCCCUUCCUGAAACGCUUCCCCCUUCCGAAACGCUCCCCCCUUCCGAAACGCUCCCCCCUCCUGAAACGCUCCGGUCGCCUCCUGAAACGCUCCCCCCUUCCGAAACGCGGCCCCCCUUCCAAAACGCUCCGGUCGCCUCAUGAAACGCUCCCCCCUUCCGAAACGCGGCCCCCCUUCCGAAAUGCUCCCCCCUCCUGAAACGCUCCGGUUGCCUCCUGAAACGCUCCCCCCUUCCGAAACGCUGCGGUCGCCUCCUGAAACGCUCCCCACUUCCGAAACGCGGCCCCUCUUCUGAAACGCUGCCCCCUUCUGAAACGCUCCCACCUUCCGAAACGCUCCGGUCGCCUCCUGAAACGCUCCCCCCUCCUGAAACGCUCCCCCCUCCUGAAACGCUCCCGUCGCCUCCUGAAACGCUCCCCGCCUCCUGAAACGCUCCCCCCUCCUGAAACGCUCCCCCCUUCCGAAACGCUGCGGUCGCCUCCUGAAACGCUCCCCACUUCCGAAACGCUCCGGUCGCCUCCUGAAACGCUCCCCCCUUCCGAAACGCUGCGGUCGCCUCCUGAAACGCUCCCCACUUCCGAAACGCGGCCCCUCUUCUGAAACGCUGCCCCCUUCUGAAACGCUCCCACCUUCCGAAACGCUCCGGUCGCCUCCUGAAACGCUCCCCCCUCCUGAAACGCUCCCCCCUCCUGAAACGCUCCCGUCGCCUCCUGAAACGCUCCCCCCUCCUGAAACGCUCCCCGCCUCCUGAAACGCUCCCCCCUCCUGAAACGCUCCCCCCUUCCGAAACGCUGCGGUCGCCUCCUGAAACGCUCCCCACUUCCGAAACGCGGCCCCUCUUCUGAAACGCUGCCCCCUUCUGAAACGCUGCCCCCUUCUGAAACGCUCCCACCUUCCGAAACGCUCCGGUCGCCUCCUGAAACGCUCCCCCCUCCUGAAACGCUCCCCCCUCCUGAAACGCUCCCGUCGCCUCCUGAAACGCUCCCCCCUCCUGAAACGCUCCCCGCCUCCUGAAACGCUCCCCGCCUCCUGAAACGCUCCCCCCUCCUGAAACGCUCCCGUCGCCUCCUGAAACGCUCCCCCCUCCUGAAACGCUCCCCCCUCCU
Molecule: messenger RNA, 4754 nt
Organism: Cyprinodon tularosa
Lineage: Eukaryota; Metazoa; Chordata; Actinopteri; Cyprinodontiformes; Cyprinodontidae
Product: chloride channel protein 2-like
Exons: 26
Coding region: 182-2974 (930 amino acids)
Biological process (GO): transmembrane transport; chloride transport
Cellular component (GO): membrane
Molecular function (GO): voltage-gated chloride channel activity
Source: RefSeq, a predicted model, not a curated record